Paramacrobiotus metropolitanus is the source of this 1157-nucleotide messenger RNA. RefSeq lists its product as uncharacterized. The coding region runs from base 1 to 981 and encodes 326 amino acids. The record is from RefSeq and is a predicted model, not a curated record. NCBI's taxonomy places the organism in Eukaryota, Metazoa, Tardigrada, Eutardigrada, Parachela, Macrobiotidae. The transcript has 8 exons.
AUGUUAUGGAUUCAUGGCGGAGGAUUUCAAGCUGGCACUAAAGACAGCUACAAUUCCAGCUCACUAGCCGACAGUGUGGGAGCAAUUGUUGUCACCAUAAAUUACCGGCUAACAGCAUUCGAAAUUGUGGCGUCAGCCGUUAUGUUUAGCGGCAGCGUUUUAGUGGAUCUCGACUACGUCCGGGAUCCGUUAUCUGGGCUGGCUGCGGCUGAUGGCUUCGUGGUUGACCACGACCAUCUUAAAGACAUACCGGUGCGUGCGCUGCAGCAGACCCUAGACAGCGGAUACACCGGUCCAAAUAUCGUCACGAGCUAUCUCCGCGAAGAUGCUGCACUAACUCUCACAUUGGCAAUUCCGGAUCUCCUUGACCCCACCAAACCACUAACCAUGGAUGUCGUCCGUAACAUUGUCGCUAAAAAUCUUCUGCCAAGAGACGGGAAUCCUCAGUGUGCGGUUCCGGACUAUGGAUUAGCUGACCGCGUUAUGCAGCACUACAAUUUGUCGGCCACAGAAAGCCGCGGUGACACAUUGCUCAAAUUAUACCAUCUGGGUACAGAAUCCGUACAAGCAUUUCCAGCUUUCAAGGAAGCGUCAAUAUAUGCCAAUCACAUCAAGCCAAUGCCAUCAUUACCUUCAGUACAACUGAUUAGGACGAUAUACGAUUCGCAUUAUAAUGGCCUGCAUGCCUUUCAUGCGAUGGAGCUGCCUUACAUUUUUGGUCCGUGGCUGCUGUUACCUAACCAAACUUACGAUCCCCGUCUGACCGUCAGCUAUCGGGACAUGCUUCAUCAAGUUACACACAAUGGCGGAAGUAUGAUUGGUCCGCAAUUUUUACAAGACAACCACUAUGGGUACAACGAAGUAGGACUGGACGCACAAUGGUCGCCUGGCACCAGUGACCUGGAAGCCGUGUACCAGUACUGGCAGCAGAUUGCCAAUGAGCCAUGUCCAUGCGGAAGCCACGCUAUGUACGCCUAUUAGUUAGCUACGCUGAGAACCAGCAGCCGCACACGUGUCUCUGGCUCAGUGUCGCGAUUCGAUCCAUGGAGGGCUACUGGAGCAAUUCCGUAUUAAAACUAAUUUUAUUAUUAGGUAAUCUUAAAUCAAUUUUGACCAAUAGUAUUGGUCCGUUUUGGCCAGUUCCCACCCUUGUAAUU